GUCUCAAAUGCUGAUGAGAGUGAUCUGGAUUCAUCACCGUCAACACCUCGCAAUGCGACUUCAGGCGAAGAGACCACGGCAGCCGGACCACCAUCUUCAUCGCCUCUUCUGCUACCGCAUUAUGCGAAGAAGAAAAGUGGAGGAAAACUUCACUUCGGUAAAAAUUAAGCAAUCGAAUUGUCCCAACUAA
Anisakis simplex (herring worm) is the source of this 190-nucleotide messenger RNA. The record is from the annotation of a GenBank genome assembly. Lineage: Eukaryota; Metazoa; Nematoda; Chromadorea; Rhabditida; Anisakidae.